Molecule: messenger RNA, 2533 nt
Organism: Camellia sinensis
Lineage: Eukaryota; Viridiplantae; Streptophyta; Magnoliopsida; Ericales; Theaceae
Product: ATP binding microtubule motor family protein
Biological process (GO): spindle elongation; microtubule-based movement; mitotic spindle organization
Cellular component (GO): microtubule associated complex
Molecular function (GO): microtubule binding; microtubule motor activity; ATP binding
Source: RefSeq, a predicted model, not a curated record
UCUUACAUGGAGCGUCGGAGGAGGAGCGCCCCGCCCAAACACAAAUUUGAAAACCCAAGAAAGAAAACCUAACGGUUAGUACUACUCGCUGAAAGCCAUUCAUCUCCUUUUCUCUCUUUCUCUCUCCUCGACUAGCAUCAUCAUCACAUCACACUCUCUAAUUUCACAGUUUUAGUCAUCCAUGGCUUCGUCGACAGCAGACCCAGUUCGUAUCAAAUCCAGCAUGUCCUCAAAUUCAUCUCAAAAAGUCCGAAUUGUAGGCAAAAUUAGGGGAUUUACAAAGGAAGAAUCUGAAACUUCGGAUGGAGAUUCAGCGCCGUGGAUCUCCGUGCGCAAACCUAACGAAGAUGGUUCAUCUCAAAAAGUGACAAUUUCCUUUGGAGACCAAUCGACUAGUCACAGAGAUGUGUAUGAAGUGGAUUAUUGCUAUGAGCAAAAUGAAGACAAUGGUAUGAUAUUUUCAAGAGAGAUAAAACCUGUGAUUUCAAAGGUUUUUGAUGGUCAUAAUAUUGCAAUUAUUGCAUAUGGAGCCAGAGGCAGUGGGAAGACCUACACAAUUCAGGGUACCGAGGAGAAACCAGGAUUGGCAGCACUAGCAAUUGCUGAAAUUCUCUUGAUGGCUGAGGACACUGAAAAUUUGGUUGCCAUAUCUUUCUAUGAGGUGUUUCAGGACCAUGUUUAUGAUCUCUUGGAACCCACACGACCAGAAGUGCAAGUAUUGGAAGAUGCCCAAGGAAAAAUUAAGCUUAAAGGGCUCUCUAAGGAAUAUGUGAAAUCCGUUUCUGCAUUUCAGAAGUUAUACUUCAUUGGGUGUAGUUCUCGUCCAGCCAUGCAAAAAAUACCAUUUGAACCCCCAAGAAAGAGUCACAAGGGUUUGAUAAUACGCAUUUUAUCUAACAAUGAAAAGUCAAAUGCUAAGCUUUUGGGAAAGAUAACUUUUGUUGAUUUAGCAGGCUAUGAGGAUGGCAGAAGAAAGAAUUGUGAAGGUUUCAAUAUUGGUGAGAGUAGUAGAGUCAAUAAGUCGUUGUAUGCCUUACUAAAUGUUAUGUAUGCCUUAAAUGCCAAUCACACCCAUCUGCCAUACCGGGAAAACAAAUUAACUCGUAUGUUACAAGAUUCUUUUGGUGGCACAAAUCAUGUGCUGAUGCUUACCUGUUUGAACCCAUUCUUUUGCCAAGACACUAUCUACGCAACAGGUUUAGCUUCUAGAUCAUGCCAAGGAUCCAAUCGAGUUUUCACAAACUCAACAAAGAAAGUUAAAGGUUCAGACACUAUCUAUGCAACAGGUUUAGCUUCUAGAUCAUUCCAAGGAUCCAAUCGAGUUUUCACAAACUCAACAAAGAAAGUUAAAGGUUCAGCCAAACCAAUGGUACUUUCUUCAUUAACCAAAGAAAAACUUGGGAUUGUUUCUUCUACUGUGAAGAAAUCAACCAGCUCCAAAGCAUAUUUCUCUAAAAAGAACACCAGUAGUCUGGAAAAGGGAAGGAAGCUCUUUGAUGAAGGAAAUCAUCUGUCGAACCCUGAACAGGCAAAGUCCCCAUCAAACAUAGCUUCUGUUAUGCAGUCAAGGUUCAUGUCAGAUAUUGGUUCAGCCAUCGUACCUUCUUUACGAGAAGAGGAAAAGUUCAUAUCCAAUGCCUGCUUAGCUGGAGUACCUAAAACUGAGGAAACUUCAUUACUAGAUGCUAGUAAGGACAAAAAACGUAUAGAGGAAAUGGAUGUUCCUCUACACAGUGAGAGCAAUCAUUCAGAAGUUACUGCAAACAUUGAUAGCAACAUUAAAGCUUUGACUUAUUUGGAAGAUGGUGAUGACAUGGAUAAGGAGAACAAAAGUUCGCUGAUGAAUGAAGCUGGAUCUCCACCACUAAGUGCAAGAUUGCGAGACCUAUCAAAUGACUUGAAGUCUCUGUUAUCUUUGACUCCAAUACAGAUAGAGAUACCACCUGAGACCGAUGUUCCAUACAGUGACCAAGUGGUAUCCGCUGAUAUUGUGGAGCUAAAAACCCCGGUCAAAGAACAGCAUUUGAGAGUCAAAGAUAAAUGGGAGGUUGCAAACUGCCCUUCAGAGACAUUCAGUGCACGCAGUUCUGGAUUCAAGCAUUCCCUUGUUCAAGACUAUCUUAGUUUUCUGAAUACAGCUAGCAAAGAAGAGUUGAAAGGAUUACGGGGUAUUGGAGAAAAGAGAGCUACCUACAUUCUUGAACUUCGUGAGGAGUCCCCUGAACCGUUCAAGAAUCCUUUUCGCAUUGCAGCUUGAUGAUUUGAAAGACAUUGGCCUUUCAGCAAAGCAGGUGAAGGGCAUGAUGAAGAAGGUUGCCGGAGAACUUUUUAAUUAGCAUGCUUCAGAUUUAGUAGAAUGAAUGAUGUUUGAUAUUUGGCAACAUAAAGUUGCUAUGGAUCUUUGAAUGCGGGUCUCUUUUUCUGUUUCUUCUUUUUUUAUUUUUUAUAAUUUGAUUGUGAUCUUUUUGAUGCAUGUCAAUAGUGAACCUCUUCCAUUUUAUUGUGUUUAUAUAUCCUACCCAAAUUCACCUGA